This is a messenger RNA of Lotus japonicus, 2336 nucleotides long. RefSeq names its product adagio protein 3. NCBI's taxonomy places the organism in Eukaryota, Viridiplantae, Streptophyta, Magnoliopsida, Fabales, Fabaceae. Gene Ontology annotation, cellular component: cytosol; SCF ubiquitin ligase complex; nucleus. Bases 83 to 2014 code for a protein of 643 amino acids. Gene Ontology annotation, molecular function: protein binding. The record is from RefSeq and is a predicted model, not a curated record. Gene Ontology annotation, biological process: circadian rhythm; response to blue light. The transcript is spliced from 2 exons.
AAUUGCCAGAGAACAGAAGUAGCUUGUGCAGAAGAGAGAGGCAGAGAUUGUUGGUCGGCAAGUCUUGAAGUUGCAGGAAGCUAUGGCGAUGGCAAAGGAGAAUAAGAACAAAAACAAGGAAGAUGAAGAUGAGCUUCACAAUCACAACAGCUCAGGGAAGAGGCUCAAAUGCAUGAGGAAGAUGAAGAAGAAUGAAGAACAAGACCAAGUUGUUGAUGAUGAUGAUGGUGUUGUUGUUGUUGCAGGGGAAGCUGAGGAAAGUGAGCUUCCACUUCAACCAGGACUCUUCUUCUACCCAACAACACCAACCUCUUUUGUUGUGGCUGAUGCUCUUGAACCUGAUUUUCCCAUCAUCUAUGUCAACAAGGUCUUUGAAACCUCCACUGGGUAUCGUGCUGAUGAAGCUCUUGGUCGGAACUGUCGGUUCUUACAGUACCGGGAUCCUCGAGCUCAGAGGCGGCACCCUUUGGUGGAUCCUGUUGUUGUGGCUGAGAUUAGAAGAUGUCUUGAGGAAGGUAUUGAGUUCCAAGGUGAACUUCUGAAUUUCAGGAAGGAUGGUACUCCUUUAGUGAACAGGCUGAGACUUGCACCAAUUCAUGAUGAUGAUGGAACUGUGACACAUGUAAUAGGCAUCCAAAUAUUUUCCGAGGCGAAUAUAGAUCUGAACUGCGUCUCAUAUCCGGUUUUCAGAGAGACUUGCAAUCAAGAUUUGGACAUGGCUGGUAAAUAUUGUUCUCAGAGUGGACAAUCAGUGUACAGCCAACACCAAGAUAUGUGUGGCAUUCUUCAGCUUUCUGAUGAAGUCCUGGCUCACAAUAUUUUGUCGCGCUUGACACCGAGGGACGUUGCAUCAAUUGGUUCUGUUUGCAGGCGGAUCCGGCAGCUAACAAAGAAUGAGCAUGUUAGGAAGAUGGUAUGUCAAAAUGCUUGGGGCAAAGAAGUUACAGGUACAUUGGAGCUGAUGACCAAGAAGCUAGGAUGGGGUCGUCUGACUCGAGAACUCACUACCCUUGAGGCUGUUUCUUGGAGAAAAUUCACAGUUGGAGGCGCGGUGGAGCCUUCCCGCUGCAAUUUCAGUGCUUGCGCAGCGGGAAACCGACUUGUUUUGUUUGGCGGUGAAGGAGUGGAUAUGCAGCCAAUGGCCGACACUUUUGUUCUUAAUCUUGAUUCUAAAAAUCCAGAAUGGCGGAGGGUCAGCGUUAAAUCAUCCCCGCCGGGGAGAUGGGGCCACACACUCUCGUGCUUGAACGGUUCUUGGUUGGUGGUUUUCGGUGGAUGUGGUAGGAAAGGAUUGCUGAAUGAUGUGUUUGUGCUUGAUUUGGAUGCUCAGCAGCCGACAUGGACGGAAGUCUGCGGCGGAGCACCCCCGCUCCCAAGAUCCUGGCACAGCUCUUGCACAAUUGAAGGCUCCAAAUUGGUCGUCUCUGGCGGCUGCACCGAUUCCGGGGUGCUUCUCAGCGACACAUAUUUACUCGACCUCGCAAAAGAUAAUCCAAUAUGGAGAGAAAUUCCGACCUCGUGGUCUCCUCCAUCGCGGUUGGGGCACUCUCUCUCGGUCUACGGGAGGACCAAGAUUCUCAUGUUUGGUGGACUUGCAAAGAGUGGACACUUGAGAUUGAGAUCAGGUGAGGCUUACACAAUUGAUUUGGAAGAUGAGAAACCGCAAUGGAGGCAACUAGAUUGCAAUGAAUUCAGCGGAUUGGCGAGUCAAAAUCCUGAUGUUCCUCCUCCUAGAUUGGAUCAUGUUGCUGUGAGCAUGCCUUGUGGGAGGAUCAUCAUAUUUGGAGGGUCCAUUGCUGGUCUUCACUCACCAUCUCAGCUGUUUCUGUUGGACCCUUCUGAAGAGAAACCAUCAUGGAGGAUCCUCAAUGUUCCAGGGCAACCUCCUAAGUUUGCUUGGGGUCAUAGCACUUGUGUGGUUGGAGGGACUAGGGUGUUGGUGUUGGGGGGACAUACCGGAGAGGAAUGGGUGCUCAAUGAGUUGCAUGAGUUGUGCUUAGCGAGCGACCUGUGAAGGCAGUGAACACACUAUCCAAAGCACCAUUACGCUUUGUAACAUCUCUUCAGAAGUGAUUAUGUGGCUUCUUAUGAGUUCAUACCAAACACCUUACUCUCAAGAAGACAAUAUUUUGUUUUGUUUACACGAUGAGGGUUUAUUUUUUUCUUUUUCAACAACAAAAAAGAGGUUUUAUUUGGGUUUGGUUCUUUCUGCCUUUAGCAGUUUGGUUUUGUUUACUGAACUAUUUUCUAUGACUGUUAUGUGAUGUUGUGUAUUACCACCAGGGUUAUUGAAUGAUCUAUGGCACCUUUGUACAUCAAAGAGUUCUUGGUUGCUA